Alternaria burnsii is the source of this 327-nucleotide messenger RNA. RefSeq lists its product as uncharacterized. The record is from RefSeq and is a predicted model, not a curated record. The annotation marks the transcript as partial. The transcript has 3 exons. Lineage: Eukaryota; Fungi; Ascomycota; Dothideomycetes; Pleosporales; Pleosporaceae.
CGUCUCACCCUUUGCAUCUGCAUCCCAGCGAAGCCGUUGAUGUGGCUACCUCUAGCGCAAGAAGCUAAGGGCCUGCAGCUCGAUACCGCCUCGCCGCUCUUUGUAUCGCCUUGCAAUAAACACUCGCCGACCUUUGACACUCAUUCUCGUCUUCUAUCCAACUCGCACAGGCCAGGUGUUCAGCCGGCGUCUUACAUGCUUCAGAGCUCAAUCGACCACACACUCAUCAACAACAUGAUCUUCAGAGAGUCAGAAUCCAACAACAUGGGACGCGGUGCCUACGACACCACUGGCACACCCAAGCCUCCUCCACCACCGCCCAAAUAA